This is a messenger RNA of Sorex araneus (European shrew), 3130 nucleotides long. It is a transcript of the gene DPYSL4, whose product is annotated as dihydropyrimidinase like 4. The transcript has 14 exons. The record is from RefSeq and is a predicted model, not a curated record. Gene Ontology annotation, cellular component: cytoplasm; cytosol. Bases 1277 to 2995 code for a protein of 572 amino acids. Gene Ontology annotation, molecular function: hydrolase activity, acting on carbon-nitrogen (but not peptide) bonds, in cyclic amides. Lineage: Eukaryota; Metazoa; Chordata; Mammalia; Eulipotyphla; Soricidae.
CGGGAGGGGCCACGGCCACCUGCUCAGCUCCAGGGCUGAAUAGACUGGGAGUGGCCCUACGGGUCAUUAAACUCCGGGGCAAUCAGUUGGGUUUGUGUGUGGGGACCUGGGUGUCGGUGGGGCGUGCGGCUUCGUCUGCCUGGGGGCCUUCACCCUGCCCGGCCCGCCCAGAACUAGCUCCUAGGAUGUGGUCUUGCAGGCACCCGCGGUCAGCACUAGCUUUGUGGACAGCACCCGCAGCCAGCAGCCCAGGGAGGUGCAGGGGGAGUGGGUGGGACAGAGCAAGGACAGCACUCAGUCCCACACACCCUAAUGCCUCACCUACUCCCCCCAUGCCCUCAAGGUGGGGGUGAGGGUGGGGGGGGCAGCGGCCUAAAACACCUGCCGAUAACGAGCCAGGCCCAGCCAGAUGGUCGUUCAGUUUCCUGACCACCAGCAGGCAGUGGGCAUAGGCAGAGACCCAGCCCUGACUCCCCCAGACACAGCUUUUGGGGACCCUCUCCCUAACUGGCCUGGUGGCGUGGGUCUGGGGCUUGGGGUGUAUUUAUUUAUCCCGAACCCAGCCCGGUCUGGUCCCAGCCUGGGUUUAUCUCCAGCUGCCCCAGGCCCCCAGACUCCUUCCUUGGCUGGCUUGGUGGAGGGUGUUACUGAAGUGUUUCCAUCAUGGGGUUGGAGCUCCAGCCUGACAAGGUCGUCAGCAGGGGAGACCCCUCCGUGCCUGCGGGUGCUCGGGAUUGGCCCGGAGGGGGCACGAACGUCUGAGGAGGCCCCAAGGGUCCCGCCGGCCUGGGGAGGGGCCUGCGGGCCAGGGUUGGGGUCUGCCUGACCGAGCCUGCGUUCAAGGAGCAGAAGUGGGCCGGGGGCGGAGCCUGUGCGCGGCUCCUCUGGGGGGGCGGAGGUGCUGGGGGCGGGGCCUGGUGGGGCGGGGGGCCUGGCGGGGCGGGGCCUGCGCGCGGCACAGCUGAGGGCGGGGCCGGAGGGGAGGCCUGGGGGCGGGGAGGGGCGGGGGCGGGGCCUGGUGGGGAGGGGCCUGCGCGGGGCUCAUUGGGCAGGGGGCCUGGCGGGGGCGGGGCCCAAGAGCUCGGCUCCGCUGGGGGCGGGGCCGGGAGGGGGCCGGGCCCGCGCACGGCUCGGCUGGGGGCGGGGCGGACACGGGCCUCCCACCCCCACUCGGACGCGGCGCCCUCGAGUGCUGCGCGAGGCGUGCGCGUGCCCGCCCGGGACCCCCGGCCGCUGCUCGGGAGCGAGCCCCGCGGCGCUGCGGCGGGAGCCCACCAUGUCUUUCCCCGGCAAGAAGAGCGCGUCCCGGAGCGCGAGUGACCGCCUUCUGAUCCGAGGGGGCAAGGUGGUGAACGACGACCAGUCCUUCUACGCCGACCUGUACGUGGAGGACGGCCUCAUCAAGCAGCUCGGAGAAAGCCUCAUCGUCCCCGGGGGCGUCCGGACCAUCGACGCUCAUGGGCUGCUGGUGCUGCCUGGCGGCAUCGACGUCCACACCAGGCUGCAGGUGCCCGCCCUGGGCAUGGCCCCGGCCGACGACUUCUGCCAGGGCACCAAGGCUGCCCUGGCAGGGGGCACCACCAUGAUACUGGACCACGUGUUUCCCGAGGCGGGCGUGAGCCUGCUGGCGGCCUACGAGCAGUGGCGAGAGCGUGCGGACAGCGCUGCCUGCUGCGACUACUCCCUGCACGUGGACAUCCCCCGCUGGCACGAGAGCACCAAGGAGGAGCUGGAGGUCCUGGUCAAGGACAAGGGUGUGAACUCCUUCCUGGUGUUCAUGGCCUACAAGGACAGAUGCCAGUGCUCUGAUGGCCAGAUGUACGAGAUCUUCAGUAUCAUCCGGGAGCUGGGAGCCUUGGCCCAGGUGCACGCGGAGAACGGGGACCUCAUAGAGGAGGAGCAGAAGCGGCUGCUGGAGCUGGGCGUCACCGGUCCGGAGGGCCACGUGCUGAGCCACCCGGAGGAGGUGGAGGCCGAGGCUGUGUUCCGUGCGGUCACCAUCGCCAAGCAGGCCAACUGCCCCCUGUACGUGACCAAGGUGAUGAGCAAGUCUGCGGCGGACACCAUAGCGCGAGCCCAGCGCAGAGGGCUGGUUGUGUUCGGCGAACCCAUCACGGCCGGCCUGGGCACUGACGGCUCUCACUACUGGAGCAAGACCUGGGCCAAGGCCGCGGCCUUCGUCACCUCGCCCCCCAUCAGCCCAGACCCCACCACUGCCGACCACCUCAGCUUCCUGCUCUGCAGUGGGGACCUCCAGGUGACGGGCAGUGCCCACUGCACCUUCACCACGGCCCAGAAGGCCGUCGGCAAAGACAACUUCACCCUCAUCCCCGAGGGCACCAACGGCGUGGAGGAGCGUCUCUCCGUGGUCUGGGAGACGUGUGUGGCCUCGGGAAAGAUGGACGAGAAUGAGUUCGUUGCGGUGACCAGCACAAACGCAGCCAAAAUCUUCCAUCUGUACCCCCGGAAGGGGCGGGUGGCCGUGGGCUCCGACGCUGACCUGGUGCUCUGGAACCCCAAGGCCACCAAGAUCAUCUCGGCCAAGAGCCACAACCUGAACGUGGAGUACAACAUCUUCGAGGGCUUGGAGUGCCGUGGGGCGCCCGCCGUGGUGAUCAGCCAGGGCCGCGUGGUGCUGGAGCACGGCAGCCUGUCAGUGACCCCCGGGGCCGGGCGGUUCAUCCCCCGGAAGCCCUUCCCCGACUUUGUCUACAAGAGGAUCAAGGCCCGGAACCGGCUGGCCGAGAUCCACGGCGUGCCCCGAGGCCUCUACGACGGGCCUGUCCACGAGGUGAUGGUGCCCGCCAAGCCGGGGGGCGGCGCCCAGGCCCGCGCGUCCUGCUCCAGCAAGAUCUUUGUGCCGCCCGUGCGCAACCUGCACCAGUCGGGCUUCAGCCUGUCGGGCUCCCAGGCCGACGACCACGUGGCCCGCCGCACCGCGCAGAAGAUCAUGGCACCCCCCGGGGGCCGCUCCCACAUCACGUCCCUGUCCUAGGACCCCCGACCCCGAAGGCGCCCCUGCCGCGAGCAGGCCCAUUAAAGUCCUCUGGGUCGGAACUGCGUGUUGAGCCACGGGUGCGGGGGAGGCCGGGUCGUCCCUGCACCCCAGCCGGCCGCCGAGAGGGGAGUG